Molecule: messenger RNA, 1929 nt
Organism: Fulvia fulva
Lineage: Eukaryota; Fungi; Ascomycota; Dothideomycetes; Mycosphaerellales; Mycosphaerellaceae
Product: Tyrosinase
Exons: 5
Coding region: 1-1929 (642 amino acids)
Molecular function (GO): oxidoreductase activity
Source: RefSeq, a predicted model, not a curated record
AUGAAGUUCUUUUCAGGAGUCCUCCUGGCCUCUUUGACCUUUACCGCUGCGUACAUCCCAGUUCCUAGACGAGAUGUCAGCCAGAGCCAAAAUGCAAACCCACCGCAGAGGAAGGACAUUACGACCAUGGGCAAGGAGGAGUUCAGCCUGUAUAUCCUUGCGAUGCAGCAAUGGCAGAAGGCUCAACCUUCAGAGAUCGGUGGCUACUUCCAGGUCUGUGGUAUCCACGGCGCACCUCAUCAAUACUGGGAUGAUUCUGGCAGCUACCAAGCGAACACUCGGCAGGGUAACAAGGGUGGAGGCUACUGUUUUCACGGCACAAAGGACUUCUACUUAUGGCACAGACCGUACAUCGCGCUAUACGAGCAGCAGCUGAAGGCCAUCGCCACAAAUAUCGCCAACAACUGGUACUCACCGCAGAGAGCGACUUACCAGGCCGCCGCGAACACGCUGAGGCUGCCUUACUGGGACUGGGCAAAGUCAGGUACCGUACCUUCGCAAAUCGCCAACUCCCAAAUCACCAUCGUUAGCCAAAGCACCGGCCAAUCACAAACCAUUGCAAACCCUCUCUUUUCCCAUACCACGACUGGAUCUCUAGGCAACGGCAUUAGCGUAGGACGAAAUGGCGGGAGGACAACCUACCGAUCCGGGACGUACGUGAAAGACAUGAGCAGCCAGUUCUCUGGCCUGAGGCGAGGCGUUGCUCUUCUGUUCAACACGCCGAAUGUGUGCUGGAACGUAUUUGCAACCUACGAUUCCAGUGAAAGAUCCAGCUGUGGCGCAUCAUCGGUCAACAGUCUGGAAGGUGUCCACAACACGGUCCACAACACGAUUUGCGGGACGAUGUGCAACUUAGACGCCUCUGCGUUCGAUCCAAUCUUCUGGCUCCACCACGCCAACGUCGAUAGAAUCGGCGCACUGUGGCAGGCCCUGAAUCCAAACACUCGUCAACCGACCACGAGGUCCAGCAGUGGCAAUUUCGUCUGGGAUUCGGGCUCCCAGCGCGGUGAUACUUUCUCGUACAUGCCAUUCCGCACACAAAACACCGGUACUGCUUGGUGGACGCCUGCCAUGUCCUACGACGUUCGCAUGUCGGGCUAUACAUACCCAGAGAUCGCAGAUCGACCAAGCGUGUCAACUCUGCAGAGCCGCCUGAACAACAUUUACGGCAACGGUCGUAGUCAACAGGCUGUCAGCACCAACGCAAAGCGUGACGAUGAGUUCCUCGCGUUGGAGGAACGCCAGGCUUCAGCGAACUUGAUCACGCCACCCUCGCAAGCUGCCUUGGCUCCAUUCCGAGCUUCGUUGAUCAACGUCAACGGAAGCUACUCUGAGUACAGCGCUGAAGUCACGAUUCGGAAGUCCGUAGCACCCGGCGAGUCUUUCAACCUUCACCUCUUUUUCGGGGACGUCGACGUGAGCAGGAUUGCCAACUCGGACUACCUCGAUGCAUCAAACCGUGUCGGCGGCAUCUCCGUGUCUCAAGCAUCUUCGACCAACGGCGCCAACGCUGCACACGGUGUUGUGCCCAUUACCGAUGCCCUCCUCAACACCCUCAUCGCUGGUGGCAUUAAGGACCUCAAGCCUUCUACAGUCCGUCAAUACGUGCGCGCCAAGUUCGUGUGGAGACUCGUCACUGCGAGUGGCAAGGACAUUGGCGGAACUAAGGCACGUGGCAAUGGUUUGGCUAUCAGAGUCAGACGCACUGUUGUAACGCCAGAUGGCGGUGCUCAAGCCGUGCCAGUCGUGGCUGCACCAGAGGCUCUGGUUGACACCACCGAUAACACGAAGGCGGCGCCACUGCCUGCUGGUGUGGCGGCCUCCUCGGUUUCUAGCGCAGCUCCAGCUUCGACUGGAACAUCCAGUGUGUCUUCGAGUGCGGCGGCGAGUUCGACGGCGACAGCUGAUGAUGCGGAGUCAACGGCAUAA